CAUUUUCCAGCACUAUUUUUUCUCUAAGUCUAUAUUUGGAAUUUUCAGACCUCUCUUCCUUGGCGCGCACACGUUGCUUUUGUUUACUCAAAAACACUCUUCAACUUGUUUCUUCCCCAUGCUCAAAUCCAUCUAAUCUCAUUUUCUUUAAUGCAGAUGUGAUCUGGGCACCAAAUAUUUGUGUGAAAGUUGACAUCUUUUUGUUUUCUUAUUAUAGUAAAAUAGUCAAUAGACGUGCCCAUGUUGUGUACAUCAAUAAAUAAAUCUUGUUCUUGAAAAGUACUGCAAUUCCCCCAGAUCAUAUAAAGCUUUGUCAAUAGGGCGUUGUUUUAAAUUGGCACUGGAGGCAUGAGUUGCGGUCUUGGACAGGGUGAAAUCUUUAAUCUUUUUUAAGAGAUUGCGAAAUAGAAGAAGAAAUUUGUGAGGGGCAAUCACAUGGAAGAGACGUUUGUGCCUUUUCGUGGGAUCAAGAAUGAUCUCCAUGGGAGGCUGCUCUGUUACAAGCAAGAUUGGAGCAGUGGAUUCAGUGCUGGCUUAAGGAUCUUGGCUCCCACCACCUACAUAUUCUUUGCGUCAGCAAUCCCAGUCAUAUCUUUUGGUGAACAGCUGGAGAGGAAUACUGAAGGAGUUCUUACCGCUGUUCAAACAUUGGCUUCAACUGCAAUUUGUGGCAUGAUCCACUCCAUAAUCGGAGGUCAGCCUCUGCUGAUAUUAGGAGUGGCAGAGCCUACUGUUAUCAUGUAUACAUUCAUGUUUAACUUUGCCAAACAAAGGCCUGAUUUGGGCCGUGAUUUGUUCCUUGCAUGGUCUGGAUGGGUAUGUGUGUGGACAGCAGCUUUGCUGUUUCUUUUGGCAAUUUUAGGAGCAUGCUCCAUUAUUAACAGGUUCACCCGCCUCGCUGGAGAGCUAUUUGGGAUGCUUAUUUCCAUGCUUUUCAUGCAGCAAGCAAUCAAAGGAAUUAUAGAUGAAUUUCGCAUCCCAAAACGGGAAAAUCCCAAAUCAAUAGAGUUCACAUUUUCAUGGAGAUUUGCCAAUGGGAUGUUUGCUUUAGUUUUAUCGUUUGGUCUACUCUUUACUGCAUUGAGAAGCCGAAAAGCAAGGUCAUGGAGGUAUGGAACUGGUUGGUUUAGAAGCCUAAUAGCAGAUUAUGGGGUACCUAUUAUGGUUCUAGUUUGGACAGGGGUGUCCUACAUACCAUCACAAAGUGUCCCAAAAGGGAUUCCACGACGCCUCUCUAGCCCAAACCCAUGGUCACCCGGUGCAUAUGAGAAUUGGACUGUCAUUAAGGAAAUGCUGAAUAUGCCCAUUCUCUACAUAGUGGGAGCUUUUGUUCCAGCAACUAUGAUUUCAGUGCUUUACUACUUUGACCACAGUGUGGCAUCCCAACUUGCGCAGCAGAAGGAUUUCAAUCUCAGAAAGCCUCCUUCUUUUCACUAUGAUUUGCUUCUUUUAGGUUUUUUGACCCUAAUGUGUGGCCUCAUUGGCAUCCCUCCUUCAAAUGGUGUAAUUCCACAAUCUCCAAUGCAUACUAAAAGUCUGGCUACUCUUAAACACCAACUACUUCGGAACCGACUUGUUGCAGCAGCACGCGAAAGUUUGAAGAGCAACUCAAGCCUGACACAAUUAUACGGGAACAUGCAAGAAGCUUAUAAAUGGAUGCAAACUCCUCUAAUCCAUCAGCAUUCAUCACCAAUAGGGCUAAAAGAGUUCAAGGAAUCAACCAUCCAAAUGGCAUCAAGCUCAGGGCACAUUGAUGCCCCGGUUGAUGAGACACAUUUUGACAUUGACAAGGAAAUUGAUGAAUUGUUGCCUGUAGAGGUGAAAGAGCAGCGGUUGAGUAACUUGCUUCAGGCGACAAUGGUGGCUGGCUGUGUUGCCGCAAUGCCUGUUUUGAGAAUGAUCCCAACCUCUGUGUUGUGGGGUUAUUUUGCUUAUAUGGCCAUUGAAAGCCUACCCGGGAAUCAAUUCUGGGAGAGAAUAUUACUACUCUUCAUCGCGCCUAGUAGAAGAUACAAGGUUUUGGAGGACUACCAUGCAACUUUUGUAGAGACGGUGCCUUUCAAGGCAAUCGCGACAUUCACGAUAUUUCAGACAGUGUACUUGCUUGCCUGUUUUGGGAUAACUUGGGUUCCAAUUGCUGGGCUUCUUUUCCCUUUACUGAUCAUGCUUUUGGUUCCAAUAAGACAAUAUGUUCUGCCCAAGUUUUUCAAAGGUGUACACCUUCAGGAUUUGGAUGCAGCAGAUUAUGAAGAGGCACCUGCUGCGCCUUUCAACCUUCCCACGGAGGAAGUUGGCACAAGGUCAUCUAUUGCUGGUGGGGGAGGAGAGAUUUUAGAUGAAAUUAUAACGAGAAGCCGAGGUGAGAUAAAGCAUAUAAACAGUCCCAAGGUAACUAGCUCAAAUGCAAGCCCAUCGCGAGACUUAAGCCCACGGUUGAUAGGAAGAGCUUUCAGCCCACGAGUGACCAGAGUAAGAGGAGAGCAAAGCCCACUCUCCGGCAAGAAAGGAGGAGCUUUCAGCCCAGCUGGCUAAAGUGUAAGCAUGGUUCAAAGGGGUAGCUUCAAAUCACCACUUCUUCCCAUAUGAUGUGAAUAACUUUGCUCCUGUAUAAUAAAGUUAGUUCCAUAUGGAUGACUUCUAAAAUGAAAGGAAGGCAAAAAAAAAAACUCCC
This is a messenger RNA of Cuscuta europaea, 2671 nucleotides long. NCBI's taxonomy places the organism in Eukaryota, Viridiplantae, Streptophyta, Magnoliopsida, Solanales, Convolvulaceae. The record is from the annotation of a GenBank genome assembly.